Lactuca virosa is the source of this 381-nucleotide messenger RNA. Lineage: Eukaryota; Viridiplantae; Streptophyta; Magnoliopsida; Asterales; Asteraceae. The record is from the annotation of a GenBank genome assembly.
AUGUCUAGAAGCACCAUCUUAACAUUAUCCAUCGUGUUUUUUGUGUUGUUCAUCUCAAAUUUCGUGGCCAACGGAAUUCCAGGAGGGAGGAAGAAGGUAGAAAACGUGAAGACGAACAAAGAGGUUCAGGAACUCGGGAGGUAUUCAGUGGAGGAGUACAAUCGGUCGGAAGGAAGCCGGAAAGGUGGCGUCGGAUCUCUGAAGUUUUCACAGGUGGUGGAGGCGGAGACGCAGGUAGUUUCAGGGAUCAAGUACUACUUGAAAAUCGUAGCCUUCUCCAAGUCUGGUGUUUCGAAGGUGUUCGAUGCGGAGGUGGUGGUUAAAGCGUGGAUGCAUUCGAAGGAGUUGCUCAAUUUCAAACCGUCUCCGGCGAACAAGUAA